Molecule: messenger RNA, 3120 nt
Organism: Notodromas monacha
Lineage: Eukaryota; Metazoa; Arthropoda; Ostracoda; Podocopida; Cyprididae
Source: the annotation of a GenBank genome assembly
UUUUGCAGUUAAAAUAAAGAAAAGAUCACUGCUUGAGGCCCGGUGGUUUACUGGUCUCGCAUUACAGCACUGAUCAUCAGUGUCGGUAUUAAUCUCUUAAGUUAAACUUAAUAACAAGUAAAGCCAUUUGAAAGUUUUUGCAUAGCGAUGGGACCCAUUGAUUCCGCCACUCUCGAAGCUCUCAGGAAACAGUUUGAAGGAACUCCGAAAUAUCAGUUGGCUCAGAAUGUGUGCGCCCAGUACGAUCCAGGACUUGCAACGGUCAGAAGAACUGAGGUUGAAACAGUGCAUGCAGUGUUCUCCCAUAAAGUUGAUCCCGAAGGGAAGCCGGUCACUAAUCAACGUCGAUCUGGUCGUUGCUGGAUUUUUGCGCUACUGAAUGUUGUUCGCAUCCCAAUGAUGAAGCACUUUGAUCUAGACGAACUUGAAUUGUCCCAGUCCCAUAUUUUCUUUUAUCAUAAACUAGAACGAUCAAAUUACGUUCUUCACAAAGUAGUUGAAGCUUAUAAAAAGGGAGAAAAGGCAGACGGUCGCCUCCUGUCUUUCUUGCACGCUGAUCCUGUCUCAGACGGCGGGCAAUGGGACAUGUUGGCGGAUAUAGUUCAGAAGUAUGGCAUGAUGCCGAAGUCAGCGUAUUGUGAAACGUUCUGUGGAGAAGCGUCCGCGCCUGUGAACUGGUUAAUAGAAACGAAGCUGCGGCAAUUUUCGAAGGACCUAAAAGUGAUUCUUGAUAAAGGUGGAAGUGAUGCUGAAGCCCAUGCCAAGAUACGAGAACAAAUGAAAAUUAUCUACCGGAUUCUUGCCAUUUGUCUCGCGGUUCCUCCGGCGCGUUUUGAUUGGGAGUACGUCGACAAAAAGAAGCAAUACGUAAAGAUCUCAAAUGUUACACCUUUGGAAUUUUAUGAGAAAUACGUGAAACCAGUAUUCAAUAUGGAAGACAAAAUGUGUAUCGUUAAUGAUCCAAGACCCACCAGUGGUUUUGGUCGCCCACUGUUCGUGGAGAACCUUGGAAAUGUCAUCGGCGGACGAGAUACAGUGUACAACAAUCAAGGUAUUGAAGUUCUCAUGCGUGCAGUGCGCGAUUCAAUCAAAGCAAAUGAGCCAGUGUGGUUUGGUUGUGAUGUCGGCGUUGCACAACUUUUCGAUGUGGAAGUGUUCUAUAAUUGCAGUCGGGAUUAUCGGCUGAUGUUUGACGAGGACUUCAUUUUGAAUCUGUCGAAGGCGGACAAGUUAACUUUCGGGCAAUCGUUGAUGACCCACGCGAUGGUGUUCACUGGGGUAACUUGUCCUACGGAGGACUCACUUCCCAUCAGGUUUCGCGUCGAAAAUUCUUGGGGUGAGGACGAUGGUGAGAAAGGCUAUCUCGUAAUGACUGACGCCUGGUUCAAGGAAUUCGUCUACGAAGUAGUAGUGGACAAGAAGUUCUUGUCUCCAGAAGUUAUAUCCGCCCUUCAGAAACAAAGAGUUGUUCUUCCCCCGUGGGAUCCAAUGGGAGCUCUCGCAUCACUGGAUCAUAGUCGCGAGAUGAAUUCGGGGCAACAACUGGUUGCCAAUGGCACGAGGGUUGGCGAAAUUUUCGUCGCAGCUGGAGCUGCGUUCCAGAAAAUUGGAGAGCUUGCGGUUCUUCUUCACAACAGCACGAAAGCCUCGAAAUCGAUGAUCUCUGCAAGAACUCAAGAGAAGAUUCACCAGUCAGUGAAGAGGAUGGCCCUCGACCUGGAAGGUGUAACGAGCGAAAUAAAGCGGAAAACAUUAGAGCGAGUGAAGACCGAUUUGAAAACACAAAUGAUGGAAGAACGAGGGAUAGUACCAUCCAGAGACCGACCAACACCUGCCAAGCAGCGAAAAUUGCAGAAGCCGAUUGUUCCUGUGGCCUCUGUUUCAUCUCCGUCCGUACGACCGAUUUACCAGCAAACCUCUGAUCCCCGCUACGCCAAUGGACCGAACCUCUCGCAGUUGACGGAGGCUGAUAAAAUCCUGGCCCAGGCCAAUGCUGAAAGAAAUGCCUUGGCUACUGGCCUUCCUCUGCCAGACGAAACUUUGAUGGAUGACGGGACUAUGGUUGAAGAAGAAAUCAUCACUACGGAAACGGAAGAUAGCAUUGGCAGCGAUGGCCCCGUCAGAGGAAUCGGAGUGGCAGGAAGUGGAGAGUCUUCCUCAGGGGAAGACGAUCACGUGGAUCCAAUGAAAAUGCAGAGAAGGACGAAAAAACGUCAAAUGGAGCGAAGCGAUGCGUUCAUGGCUGCUGGCUUGGAAGACGACGUUGGGUUGGUGGACGAGCAGCACCUGGACAUUGGUCUUGAAGAAUCAAUUGAAGAAGCUCAAACUGAAGAAGAAGUUGUUCACGACGGUUUCGAGUUACAGUUUGCUGUUGCGGAAGAGGAAGUCGUUGGCGAAAUUUUCGUCGCAGCUGGAGCUGCGUUCCAGAAAAUUGGAGAGCUUGCGGUUCUUCUUCACAACAGCACGAAAGCCUCGAAAUCGAUGAUCUCUGCAAGAACUCAAGAGAAGAUUCACCAGUCAGUGAAGAGGAUGGCCCUCGACCUGGAAGGUGUAACGAGCGAAAUAAAGCGGAAAACAUUAGAGCGAGUGAAGACCGAUUUGAAAACACAAAUGAUGGAAGAACGAGGGAUAGUACCAUCCAGAGACCGACCAACACCUGCCAAGCAGCGAAAAUUGCAGAAGCCGAUUGUUCCUGUGGCCUCUGUUUCAUCUCCGUCCGUACGACCAAUUUACCAGCAAACCUCUGAUCCUCGCUACGCCAAUGGACCGAACCUCUCGCAGUUGACGGAGGCUGAUAAAAUCCUGGCCCAGGCCAAUGCUGAAAGAAAUGCAUUGGCUACUGGCCUUCCUCUGCCAGACGAAACUUUGAUGGAUGACGGGACUAUGGUUGAAGAAGAAAUCAUCACUACGGAAACGGAAGACAGCAUUGGCAGCGAUGGCCCCGUCAGAGGAAUCGGAGUGGCAGGAAGUGGAGAGUCAUCUUCAGGGGAAGACGAUCACGUGGAUCCAAUGAAAAUGCAGAGAAGGACGAAAAAACGUCAAAUGGAGCGAAGCGAUGCUAAGUACCGACGACCGAACCUUCUGCUGCAACCCAACCACCUGCUCGUCGUGGACCUGUAA